UUCGCUUUUAGCUUGAUAUUUUCUUGGGAAAGUAUGUCCGGGCAGUUUCCUAGUGGAUACCAGAGCCCCAGUGGGCAGCGUGGUAAUUUUAGCAGUCCUAUGAUGCAACAGCAGCUAGGCCAAAUGGGGGUUCCCAAUCCAAUGGGAAUGAUGGGUUUUAAUCAAAACAACGUAAUGUCCAACCAGCAACAGAUGCAAGCAUCCGGUGGUCAAAGUAAUCAAGAGAUGAGCAUGAAUCAAAACUUGCAACAACAGCAACAGCUAGCCAACCAGCAGCAAGCAAAUACCGGUCAAUCUGCUGGUCAGGGUUCGCAACAGGUACAAAAUCAACCACAGAAUCCAUCACAGCAACAGCAAGCUGCCCAGCAAUCACCUCAGAUAGGAAUGUCGACAAGCGCUCAAAAUGCUCCCGCUCCUAACGUAGCAGGCAACAUGAUGGCAAAUGCCCCGGCAGUUGGUCAACCAGGACCGGGACCGGUUUCUAAUCCUCAAGCACCUUCGAACAUGCAGCAAAAGGAACUGAACCUGCUUACGCUUUGCCGAAUUGGGCAGGAAACGGUACAGGAUAUCGUUAGUCGGUUUCAGGAGGUUUUCGGCAUUCUCCGUGUGAUUCAACCUCCCAAUGGAACUAAUCAAGGUUUAAGUUCGAGCAACGAUAAAAAGGCAAAAGUACAGGAGCAAUUCCGCACAAUAAGGCUACUGUUUAAAAGGUUGCGACUACUGUACGACAAGUGUAACGAUAACUGUCAGCAGGGUAUGGAAUUUACCCACGUAGAAAGUUUGAUUCCAUUAAAAGGGGAGCCGGAGCGAGCUGAGCCCGUUCAUACCGAAGAGUACAAAAAAGCACUUCAGGAAAACCGAGAGUUAAUCGAGAUAGUGAUGCUGAAAAAUAAGCAGCUUAGAGAAAUUAUAGACAAAAUUCGGUUAACUAUAUGGGAGAUAAACACGAUGCUGAGCAUGAGACGGUGCUGAAGUGUGGAAGAUUUUUUUUUGCAUUUAUCCGCUUUUAUUUUUUUUAUAAUGGAAUAGUUUUAUAAAGUAAUGGUAUUACGUAUAUAUUAUUGAGUUGCAAAUAUAUACAG
Sabethes cyaneus is the source of this 1082-nucleotide messenger RNA. It is a transcript of the gene MED30, whose product is annotated as mediator of RNA polymerase II transcription subunit 30. Gene Ontology annotation, cellular component: mediator complex. Gene Ontology annotation, molecular function: transcription coregulator activity. Lineage: Eukaryota; Metazoa; Arthropoda; Insecta; Diptera; Culicidae. Bases 34 to 972 code for a protein of 312 amino acids. The record is from RefSeq and is a predicted model, not a curated record. Gene Ontology annotation, biological process: positive regulation of DNA-templated transcription. The transcript has 2 exons.